Molecule: messenger RNA, 153 nt
Organism: Phycomyces blakesleeanus NRRL 1555(-)
Lineage: Eukaryota; Fungi; Mucoromycota; Mucoromycetes; Mucorales; Phycomycetaceae
Exons: 2
Coding region: 1-153 (50 amino acids)
Source: RefSeq, a predicted model, not a curated record
AUGAGAUUUUUCCUAUUCGCAGAAAAAUUCUCCUCGAUGACACGUCACAACAAACUGCCAGACAAACCCGCCGAGCAGACUGACCUUUUGGUACUGGACAUCACAACAUGGUCAAAAGCAAGACCUGGUUACAACACACGUGACACAGUAUAA